Messenger RNA from Morone saxatilis (striped sea-bass), 4989 nucleotides. It is a transcript of the gene slc25a35, whose product is annotated as solute carrier family 25 member 35. Lineage: Eukaryota; Metazoa; Chordata; Actinopteri; Moronidae. The transcript is spliced from 5 exons. The coding region runs from base 113 to 1009 and encodes 298 amino acids. The record is from RefSeq and is a predicted model, not a curated record.
GUGUGUGUGUGGGAGGGGAAACGCCGCUGAACAGAAAUCCUCUGCCGUGAAGGACAGGUCGGACCGGCAGCAGGCCUGAACUCCACAUCUGUCCCCCCGGCGGACGGUCGCGAUGGACUUCGUGCUGAGCGGAGCUGCUGCGUGCGGAGCCUGUCUGUUCACCAACCCGCUGGAGGUCGUCAAAACCCGAAUGCAGCUUCAGGGAGAGCUCCAGAGCCGGGGCAGCUACCAGGUUUACUAUCGCAACGUGUUCCACGCUUUUUACACCAUCGGUAAGGUGGACGGACUGGCCGGCUUACAGAAAGGACUGGCGCCCGGGCUGGUUUAUCAGUUCUUUAUGAAUGGAGUCCGGCUCGGCUCGUACGCCAUCAUUGAGUCCUCCGGAUACAUCCACACGAACGGAAGGGUCAGCGCGGCCAAAACCACGUUAGCAGGGGCUGUGGCUGGAGUGGUGGGUGCUGUGAUGGGCAGUCCCGUGUACUUGGUUAAGACCCAUCUCCAGAGUCAGUCCACCUCCUCUAUAGCAGUUGGACAUCAGUAUAAACACCAGGGGAUGAUCCACGCUCUGGCAGCCAUCUACAGGGAGCAUGGCAUUCUGGGACUGUGGAGGGGAUCCAGUGCUGCUGUACCCAGAGUCAGCGUGGGGUCAGCCGCACAACUUUCCACCUUCUCCUCCUCCAAGGAGCUUGUGCUUGACCUUGAGGUGUUCCCAAAGGACAGCUGGUUGGUGGCCUUGACUGCCGGCAUGAUCAGCAGUGUGGUGGUGGUGCUUGCUAUGACACCUUUUGAUGUAGUGAGCACACGGCUCUACAACCAGCCUGUGGAUCAUUUGGGCAAGGGACAGCUUUAUAAAGGAUUUGCGGACUGCUUUUCUAAGACGCUGAGGAAGGAGGGCUUGAUGGGACUCUACAAAGGCUUGGGAGCUUCUUAUUUCCGUCUCGGUCCACACACCAUUCUGUCUUUGUUCUUCUGGGAUGAACUGCGCAAACUGUACCAGCAGUUCAGAUAACACCAGGGACAAGGAAUUUGGAAAAUGGGUAACUCAUUAAGCUCUGAGUGCACAGGUUAAAUGAGUCCUCAUUUAAUGAGUGUAUUAUUGUGAGGGCAGAGAAAAACCAGGAGAUGCUUUCCUUUUUUUAUAGGAAGGAGAGAGAGCAAAGGUUAAUGUUUUACACUCCAAUAAGAAAACACAUUAGUACAGUCAAAAUGCAUCAGGAAGAAGGGGGGAAUCUCACAACUGUUGUCAGGAACUGAGCAUCCGACAGAUAUGCACUUGGAUUUGUCUUGGUGCCAUAUGUGCAGAGAUAUGAUAUAUGAUAUAUGAUAUAUGAUAACAUAGCUCUUAAACUCUUCAGUUAUGCCAUUCCAAAAGAUAUAAAAGAAUCAGCACAGCACACAACUCACACCUUCUGGAGAAAGCAUCAAAACAGGCCACAGUUUGAGAAAAAAAAACGAUUGUGCCAACUGACCAGGCAGCUGUUAAAUACACCACUUCAGACAAUUACUUGCAUUUACUUUGUAUUAGGGGCCAGAUGAAACAAGAACAGCGUCUUCUUUCUGAGAUGAUCUGGUACAGCCAAUUUCAUCUUUCCUUAGCUGUUACACAAAUAAUAGUAUAAACUGUGAACUCAAUGGGAAGCAUACUGUAUGAUUACUUGUCGAAAUAAAGAUAAAAGUAAACGCUGCUGUUUAGUCAUCUCAGGUAUCAGAACUGAUGAAAAUGUGCCAGUCAUGCAAAUGACCUUCCUUGUAUUGGCAGAAGUAUAAUAUAGAAACAGAAAGCAGAUUUUCCUGUAAGUGUUGUUGAAUCAAAGAGAACCUGCUGAUCCACUGGUGAGCCAGUGAGAACAAACCUGGUUGUGGAUUAAGAUGAGUUUUCUAAUCUUAAAUGGAAAAAAGGGAAAAUGUAAUGUAUUGUAAAGGAGUUCAAGGCAGCUCUUGGAAAAAGACUUCCGUUCAUGAAGGACAAAAUCUGUUAAAGCUGAGAAUCCUUCAAAGGUUUCAUUUUUAGUGUCCACAACAGAGAAAGGAAAUUCUGAACUUAGGGCAUGGUUUAGAUCUCAUGCAGCUUGUCUAGUAAAACUGCUAAAAGGGGACGUGAAAGUGAAUACAAUAUUAAGAAAUGAUUGCCAUAUACACUUUGAUGGAGUUGUGAUAGUCAGCAAAAUGAGCCAUUAGAAAUAGCAACACGUACCCGUUUAUACAGUUUCACUGAUGACAUCUAUAGUUUGUAACUUUUGAACCAGAGACCUGCGUACUGACAUGUACAAACACAGUUUAGUGCUCUUCAUUGUCCAAAUUGUUACUGAAUACACUAAUGUGUGUGUGUAUAUAUAUAUAUAUAUAUAACUAACGUCAUAUAGAUGUCACUAUUGCCUGAGCUAAACAUCUCUUUUGUGUGACUGGUGGUUAACUUAUUACUGCAAACAUUUCUGUUUUUAUUAUAUAUUACAACUGAAUGAACAAUUAAAACUAUUUUAAGUUAAAAAAAAAAACUAAAUUGGUUUGACUUUAAGUUCACGUAUCAUUGUCUGUGUGCUACAUGGCUUCAUAUUCACUGUUUCCUCUCGCCUCUGUGAUUACGAAGUUGUAUGAUUCAUCAUUUGCGUUUCUAAACACUGUUGUGUAAUGUGCUUCCUGUCCUACAAAUGUAUUAAUAAUUAAUUAAAUCCUUGAAUAAUUGUGACCUUUAGAAUAUUGAGACCAUCCUGACCUUACAAAGAUCACUUUUCGGUGUUGCCAGAUCAUCUUUCAACAUUGCCAAAAGAUUCAGUUAAGAGUCAACAAAAACUUUUUUUAAUCUUAGCUGCUAAAAUAACAUUGUGAUACGAAAAGCGAGUGACCAAAUGGUGUGCCUUAAUCAUCCAUCCAGAAUAAAAUAGAAAUAAAAUAGUUACUGAAGUGAGGUUUGGAGCUUUAAUCAAGUAGUACAAUUAUUAUAUAAUAAUACGUUUAAGUUAUAAGUUUUUUUGUGUGUUACUUUUCUAUGCUUGAUUUAUAUUAAAAUCAUUGUAUCAAAUUAAUACUGUAUUAAUAUUGUAGCUGUAGUGACAUAACUAUUUUAACUAUAUAUGACAACUGUGCCAACAUUCACAAAUAUUUUAUUUAUUUACACACACUUUAACUCAUCAUAUUUCAGUGUGGUUUUUUUUGGCCUUUAAAAAGUACUUCAGUUUAAGACAGAAGAGCUUUUUGUCAAAUACUUACUUAGUUAAUGAAAUGAAGUAUUUAAGUAGUGAUGUAUAUGGCAUCCAGCAGGUUAUUCACUUUUCUUCUUUGGGUUUGGUUUGGGGGCAGAAAAGUUAGCAUUAACACCAUGCUUGACAGCAUAAUGCAAUGUGCAGGUCAUUGUGAGCAUAUAUUACAUGUAAGUCCACUGACUCCAACAGCUCAGUGUCGUUAUGAUAAGUGGACCAGUGUGCAGUAGACUGUACAGGUUAGCCCAACAGUGCCAUUACCGCGAAAUGGAUGCUGUUGGUAACAGUUUUAAGUCUAAAGUGAUACAGAAUUCGUCCUGUGAGCCAGAUUUGGUGCUUUCUUCAUAAAGUGCACAAUAUUCUGAAGUGUCAAGAGUUUAUUAAUACAUUAUUAUUAGUGAUUCAAUAAAUACUGAACAGCUGUCAACACUAGAGCUCAAAGUGUCUGUCAUGACACAUGUAAGAACUGUACUGUAGCUUUAAGACCACUUAUUUGUCCUCUUAACUUACCUAAUACAACACAAGAGACAAAUGUUACUUGAGUUUAUUUUGUAUUAUGAAGCUGAAGUUGGUCUUCUUAUAUUGCCAUUGCCAUUUUUAUACGUGUGAAGCAACUUUCUUCUUCUGUCUUCUCUGUAAUGACGCUCAUUUGUACUAUAAACAAUGUAUGUGGUUUAUUAUGUAGUAUUCUUAACGGCCCAGUGUGUAACAUUUAGGAGGAUCUACUGGCAGGAAUUGAAUAUAAUAUUCAGAGGUAAUCUACCUACCUAUGUACUACCUAAUAGAGGAAUCGUUAAUUUAUUGUUUUGUUAACUUAGAUUGAGUCAUUUUUAUCAACAGAUACCUCGUUGCUUUUCAUAGAGGCUGCAUGUUGAACCACAUCGUUCUACAUUAGCCCAGAAGGGACAAACCAAACACUGGCUCUAGAUAGGUGCUUUUGCGUUUCCCAUGCAUUCUCCUUUGCACGUGGAAGAAGAGGCUGAAGUGACGGAGUUGCGAUCUGCAACUACACAUCUACAUACCACUAAAUCCUACACACUGUUCCUUUAAGUCUGUUUAAUGAACGUUUUCUUGAUUUAUCUUGAUUGGUCAAAAUAAUCCAUAGCGAUAUGUAUUAUACACUGACAAUUAUCAUAAUUAGGGUUUCACAUCUGACCAGAGAUGAUUACUGUCAGACAAACCUUGUGCCAUUUGAUGUCUCAGACACCAAAAAUAUCCAACUAAUCUGCACGAUGACUCCUUAAAACAAAACCAAGCCAGAAACCAGAAACCAAACUGUGUGAACAAUUACUUUAUAGAAUGAUCCUUCAAUCAGAUUUUAACAUGGUAUGCAUUGCCGUCCACUACAUGAGCCAUGCCAUUAUAAUAAAGCCAGUUUGUUGUGUCAUUGUGUUAUGAGCAGUCUACAGUGACUACAAACUAAGAAGUUACUGGCUACUUAACUUUAGGAGCACGAUAAAAAAUUCUAAAAUUGUAAAAAAAAAAAAAAAAAAAAGUUGGAAAAGGUACUGAUGAUGAUGUCAGAUACAUUUAAUAAUGCUAUAUGUAGUUUAAUUAGUUUUUUGUUUGGAAAUAAAUCAUUUGCAGAAGGUUGCAAUAUAAGGUCUCUGAUGAUUUGUGUAUCAUGAAAGCUGAUGACAGGUGUUAUAGAGUUGAGAUAUUAAUGAAUGUUACAUGCAGCAGCUUGGCAAUGUUUCAUGAAUGUUACAAACUGCACUUCCUGUUAUGGGCAGCCAAUUUUUCUGUGCAAUGGACUUGAAGAGAAAAUAAAAUAUCAGUCUUUUUAUUAUCA